Molecule: messenger RNA, 1369 nt
Organism: Vanessa tameamea
Lineage: Eukaryota; Metazoa; Arthropoda; Insecta; Lepidoptera; Nymphalidae
Product: lachesin-like
Exons: 8
Coding region: 52-1272 (406 amino acids)
Cellular component (GO): neuron projection
Source: RefSeq, a predicted model, not a curated record
GUGAGUGACUGACUUUUGGCUCGAUGCGCGCCCGGCGCCGUACGCGGGAGCAUGCUUGUGCACCUGUUCGUGCUUAGCACCGCGCUUGCGGCGGCCACGAGCGGCAAACACGGAGGUGUAGAAGUACCGGAAUUCGGGGAGCCAAUCACCAAUCUGACAGUCCCGAUCGGCCGCGAUGCAACUUUCAAGUGUAUAGUCGUAAAUUUAGGAAAUUACAGAGUGGGCUGGGUGAAGGCGGACACAAAGGCUAUACAGGCGAUCCAUGAACACGUGAUCACGCACAACCACCGCGUAUCAGUUUCGCACGCGGAUCAUUCAACUUGGUACUUGCACAUAAAGAACGUACAAGAGGAGGACCGAGGACAAUACAUGUGCCAAAUAAACACAGAUCCCAUGAAAAGUCAAAUGGGAUACCUUGAAGUGGUUAUUCCACCCGACUUUAUUCCCGAAGAGACUUCAGGGGAUACGAUGGUACCUGAAGGUGGGACAGCCCGAGUAUCGUGUAAAGCGAGGGGUAUUCCACCGCCGAGGGUUAUGUGGAAACGUGAGGAUGGACAGGAAAUAGUUGUAAGAGAUAAUACCGGAGCAAAAAAUAAAGUGCUCGGGUACCAAGGUGAAGUAUUAAAGUUGACGAAGAUAUCACGUUCCGAAAUGGGAACUUACUUGUGUAUUGCGGGUAAUGGAGUUCCGCCCACAGUGAGCAAGAGGAUUCAUAUAAGCGUACAUUUUCAUCCAGUGAUUCAAGUACCGAAUCAGCUAGUCGGUGCGCCACUAGGCACAGAUGUUACCCUCGAAUGCUACGUUGAAUCUUCGCCAAAAUCAAUCAACUACUGGGUUAAGGAUCCAGGUGAGCUGAUAAUACCAUCCGAGCAUCACGAGAUGACUGUCAGGCAGAAGUCGAUGUUCGAAGCCGAAAUGUCUAUGACAAUCAAGAACAUUCGAAGAGAAGACCUUGGCAGCUACAUAUGUGUUGCAAAGAACUCCUUAGGAGACGUGGAGAGCAAAAUCAGGUUAUACGAAAUACCAGGCAAUGACAGGCAUAUAUAUCAGUACCCAGAGGAAAGAACGGUGUCAGAUGACGAGUAUGGGACGGAAAUUUAUGAUGAAGAUUUUGAUGAAAAGGAUACAGAAAAAAGCAAUCGAGUUUCAGACAGAGCGAACAAAUGGUAUUCCAACGAUGGCAAAAUAAUCGUUUCUACUAACAAUGCAUCAAUAUUUAAUGCUACAAUUAUUAUUGUUACAAUUAUAAGUCUAUUAGAUACUCUAUCUUAAAACUAUUCCGCUAAAAUAUUAAUCCCAAACCGUGCUGUCUUAAAUAUAUAGGUUCAUUAUUUUAUAAAUAUAUUAUAUUCUAAUUUCGUAUAUAAAA